UUGUUAAUAUUAAAAUCAAAAUAAAAGGUAAACAAUUGUUUGUUUCCUAUUUUAUUAUAUUUUUAAUCUUUGUUAUUAUUAGUUUUAAAAUCAUUGUACCUUGAUAAGUGACGGUAGUUCUUAGUGCCAUGUGUCUUCAAAUCGGAAACUUAAAGAUUUUAUAAGCCAUUCAAGUAUAAUACCAUGUCGGUGAUGUACACUAUUGUACUGGCGAUCAUCUCAUGCUUCUGGUAUAUAGUCGCGGGAGCGUUGUUCUUGGGGAUCGUCUUUUUGGCGAUCAGGCACGACCUAGUGUCCGCCGCGAUCGCCAGAGAGCUUCAUCGUCAAACACCGGUGAUAGUUACAGUUGUCGACGAUGACGAACAAAACUACUACUGGACGAACGCAGCCCGACGGCUGACUUUCGAGGCCGUACCGCCCGCGGUAAGGAUCCAAAUCUUGAUCAACCUUUUGCAAAAGUUCAAGGCUGACCGGCUGGAUCCGAUGGACAAGCGCCUCAAAACAGUCACCGCACGGCUAACCAGAAUGAUGGCCACGUAUCGACGGGCUCGAAUGGCCUACGAUUUUGAGACAUCAGAAUUGUACGAACUAUGCGCUUCAAAUAUUCGUCUGACAAUGUCGGUCGGAACAAAUACAGAAUACGGCGAAAAUUCAAUGAUUUAUAAACCAAGAAUUGUCAAGAAAGAACUUGAAUCGCUGAAUAAGGAAGUUUCCAUCGUUGAGCCAUCUGUUCAAUCAUUAUCGGAGAAACCGUUGACUUCUGAUGUAAAAUCCCAGUCGAAAUCGAUACAUUCUGUUGAGAAAAGUCAGUCGGGAUCUCUAGAAAAAUCUUCUGAUUCCACCGUUCAACCGACACAACCAGAAUCCCUUACCGAGACACUUAACGAACUGGCGGCGUCUCUUAUAUCAGUUAUUGCAUGGUUUAAAAAUGCCUUGACCUCAAACGUGUAUAGGAGAAAAGCUGUUGCAGUUUAUCAAGCGAUCAAUUCGACACUUAAUUCCCAAUAUCUAAAAACAUUCUUUAAAUUCGUUUUUGACAGUUUUGAUAAAAUUGUCAAACUUUAUACACACAUAGACAUGGAUGAUACUGACAUUACAAAAGUCAUGAUAAGAAUACCAGCAACAGAAAAUGACGAAGAGUGAUUACAAGUUUUUAAAUUAAUAAUUAUGCAUAUCGCUGUAAACCACUAGGUAUCAAAUAAAAUAGAUAUUAACUGAUAAAA
Messenger RNA from Acyrthosiphon pisum (pea aphid), 1223 nucleotides. RefSeq lists its product as uncharacterized. The transcript has 3 exons. The coding region runs from base 184 to 1143 and encodes 319 amino acids. The record is from RefSeq and is a predicted model, not a curated record. NCBI's taxonomy places the organism in Eukaryota, Metazoa, Arthropoda, Insecta, Hemiptera, Aphididae.